Molecule: messenger RNA, 3546 nt
Organism: Sycon ciliatum
Lineage: Eukaryota; Metazoa; Porifera; Calcarea; Leucosolenida; Sycettidae
Product: RNA-binding protein 5-B-like
Exons: 28
Coding region: 260-3127 (955 amino acids)
Biological process (GO): mRNA splicing, via spliceosome
Cellular component (GO): nucleus
Molecular function (GO): RNA binding
Source: RefSeq, a predicted model, not a curated record
CUUUCUCUUCUUCAUGAGCACAGCAGCACAUCAGGUUUUCAGUCUGUCAGAUUUUGUCCAUUAGAAUUAUGCAAAGAGAGCUAUGUCCUACAUCUGCCAUUGAAAUAGAUUCAAGUGCAAAUGCUUGGAGUAGUUCUGUAGAGUCUGGCAGGAUCGAAGAAACAUUUCGCGUUGAUUGAAACUCUUUGCUGUCUCCGUACUAUUUUCUCCCUUUCCGAUACUCUGCAAUAUUUUAUGAAACUGGAAAGCCUUUUGUACGAUGCCUUUUAGUCCUGACAGAAGAAGACGUUCUUUUUCUCCGAGGAGAGAAAGAGAAAGAGACCAUGAGCGAGCACGAGAACGAGAUCGUGAGCGUGAAAGAAGAGAGAUGGAUAGAAGACGCGGCAGAGACAGGGAAAGAGAUCGCGAUGAGCGCGAUAGGCACCGUGACGACCGUGACCGGGAGAGAAGACGCGUCAGAUCUCGCUCAAGGUCUCGAGAGCGUCCACGUGGUUCUUCGGACCGUUCCAGAGAUCGAGAUAUUGAUGCAUACCAACGGCCUCGGCACAACCGAUAUGAAAGGGAGAGGCUGGAGCCAACGUCUAUUCUGAUUGUGAAAGGAUUGAAGCCCGACACACUUGAGGACACGAUCAGUCAAGCCAUGGAGAAACGUGGCAGUGGGCCAUUAAAAGAUGUGCGCAUUGUACGGGAUAAAAUGACGGGUGUAUCUCGUGGAUUUGCCUUUGUUGAAUUCCUUACGACGAGAGAGGCCAGUCGGUUUAUCGACAUCUGCUGCGACGAUACUCUCUUCAUAGAUGAUGUUCCCAUGGCGUUGGAGUUCAGCCGCAAGCGAGAAGAAGGAUCAACUGAGUGGAUAUGCAUACGAUGUGACGCGCCUAACCCUCGCUGGCGAGAGGCUUGCAGUGUAUGUCAUCGGAAGAAGCCAUCGUUGCCGUCGCUGGAUGAAGUAGACCCGCCAAUGGACGGAGCUGCUGAAUCUGGAUCCAGCCCAUCAAAUGUGCUCAUUUUCCGCGGCCUCGACGCAUUGUCCACUGAGCUCACGGUGACGGAGGCAGUUCGUGCCCAUACCGCACUGCCCAUCAAAGAUGUUCGGCUAAUCAAAGACCGGCUCACCAACACAUCGCGAGGAUUCUGCUUUGUGGAGCUUAAUUCCAUUGCCGAAGCGAAUCAACUCCUGGAGUCUUUGCAAUACUUGGAUCCUCCGUUUGCCAUUGAUGGGAGGUCGAUUAUCAUCGGGUUUGCUCGUCAACCUCAAGUCAACCCGGCGCAGGCAAAGAGUGGAGCUGCAGCGAUCCAGGCAGCUCAGUGGUCCAGCGGCCCUAAAGCAUCUGGCAUGGGAGCAUCCACAGCUGCGCCAACAUCGACUGUAUCAACAGCAACCGCCGCCACUGCUGUUGUGUCUGCUGCUCCUGCCAUCGCUGGCAAGAUCAUUCCACCUACAGAUGCGCAGAAAGCGUUUGAGGCCGGCUAUCUAGCGGCGCAACAACAGGUCACUGCCACCCUUGCAGCUACCGCUGCAACUGCAGCAACGGCUGCAGCAACACAACUAACACAGCCGACGGUCAUCCAACAAGCAGCACCCGCUAUAGAAAUUGGCCCCAAAAUGCCUGAGCAAACAAAAGCCAGUCAAGCUGUUGAAGCGGCACAAGCACUAAGCCAGCCAAUUAUAGGUCCUACUCCAGCUCCAUCAGCAGCAGUACCGGCCACAGCAGCAGGUGCCCCUGAUACCGGUAUGGGCUCUACAUAUACGUAUGAUGCAGCAUCGGGUUAUUACUAUGACUCCAGUACAGGUCUUUACUACGACCCAAGCACUCAGUAUCACUACAACCCAACCACACAGCAGUACUGUUACUAUGACACGCAGAAGCAGCAGUAUGUACCUGUUGCCAAUAACAACACCGGCAACAAUGGCGGGCAAAAUGCAGGACCUGAUGACAAGAAAGAUAAAAAGAAAAAGAAGGAUGGUGGAGCGGCAAGUGCACGCAAGAUUGCUCGGGACAUGGAGCGCUGGGCAAAGAGCUUGAAUGCUGCAAAGGAUGCAACUAAGGCUGCGCUGGCCGCUGCCGAGGCUGCUAAAGCCGUACAAGCAGCUUCACAGCAAGUCUCCAUUUUGCGUUCCGUGGAGCAGGCACCACUGUCCCUGGAAAGUCUCCAGGCCGCUCGGCAGGUGGAAGCACGCUUCGAGCAAGGAUCUAAAAAUGUUGUGUCCGGCACUUUCCUUGGCCAAGAAGCACCUUCUGAACCGUUGAACUUUGAUGGCAAGAACAAGAAGAAUGCAGAGUCCGUUGUGGAUGAUUGGAAAACGAAAAUGAAUGCCAUGGCCGCGGAGAAGAAGCGUGAGGCCACACCGCCACCAGUACCGGUUCCUGUACGUGAAGAGCCGUCUUUUGCUAUUCCGGACGGCGCCGACCCAGACCCCGGCCACACGGAUUGGAAGCAGAUGGCGUGUCUGCUGUGCAAGCGUAGGUUUCCCAACCCGAAUGCACUUGUUCGCCAUCAGCAGCUGUCGUCGCUUCAUAAGAAUAACCUUGCUGCCAAAGGCCGACCGCCAUUACCGGUUACAGUACAGGUUCCUGCUGAUCAGCAGGCUGCUGCCGGACCAACAGCGGCAGCACCAGCACCGGCACCACGAGAUGAGCCGAUGCUUCGUCCUUCGGCAGCAGGAAGAGGUAGAGAUAGCUUUGCAGACAACAAUAUGAUGUACCGAGACCGCGCAGCGGCGCGGCGCAGUUUACACGGACCAGCCGAAGCACCGCAGCGUGAAGAGCCCAGGCAGCAGCCGCUGCCAUAUGGAUUUGGCGGUGAGCUGCCAAGCGUGGCAGCGUCACAACGGUCUCCACCACGCCAACGACGGCCUGCAAGAGAAGAGUCGUAUGAGCAGCCCGGUCGCGGGGGACUGGGAACAGGCAAUGUUGGCAAUCGAAUGAUGCAGGCGAUGGGCUGGUCAGAAGGGGAGGGACUGGGCCGCCAUGCUCAAGGUCGUAUCGAUGCUGUGCAGGCACAGACAAGGGCCGGCCAAGCGGGCUUAGGUUCUCGAGGCAGCGAUUAUGGCGCUUAUGUUUCUGAUUCACGGCGAGAGACCAUGACCCGAUUGACGCAAGCCAGAUUCCGGGAGAAUGACUAUUGACGGCAAAUCGUUCCAUGUGACAAGCCGUGGACAUUGAUCAAGACCCAUGCCACAUUAUGCUCUGGAGCUUGCAAAUCUGACUUGAUGUUGAACACUAGCUACGCAUUACACAAUUAGUACAGUUAGACGGCCGUUUCCCUUAUCAGUAUGCCCGCUUAUCCAAGUUUAUCCGUUGUUUAUUUUCGCUGACUUCCAUUCGUUUUUCGCUACUUGUACAUUGCGCCCCGAUUGCUCUUGGCUGAAUAUCGCUCCUUUUUCACAUUCUCGUUUCCUGUUCACUAUUGCACGGCAACCGUUCCUUUGACAACUGUAGCUAUGUACAUUGCAUAUGCCCCUUGUUUGCUGGCCAGUGUGCUUUCUUCAUUUUUCCUUGUGUACCGUGACUUAUUUUUAAAAAGAAAAAAAGUGCCACUGUAGAA